Molecule: messenger RNA, 4578 nt
Organism: Triplophysa dalaica
Lineage: Eukaryota; Metazoa; Chordata; Actinopteri; Cypriniformes; Nemacheilidae
Gene: zbtb22b
Product: zinc finger and BTB domain containing 22b
Exons: 4
Coding region: 123-2087 (654 amino acids)
Biological process (GO): regulation of transcription by RNA polymerase II
Molecular function (GO): protein binding; RNA polymerase II cis-regulatory region sequence-specific DNA binding; DNA-binding transcription factor activity, RNA polymerase II-specific
Source: RefSeq, a predicted model, not a curated record
GCGGUCCGUCUGCAGACUCAACCCUGAUGUAAGUCCACCAUUAGUCUCGGCCCGGUGGGAAAGAUUGGUUUGACAUUAUGAAAAUCCAUCUGUUGAUGUUCGACGGACGUAUUUAAAUAGGGAUGCAGUCGGUCACAGUGGAGCAGGACUAUGGUGACCCAUCAGGUUCAGUGGUGCAGGUGUGUUUUCCCAGCGUGCAGACAUCGGUUUUGGACAGCUUGAAUCGUCAGCGUGAGGAGGGUCAUCUCUGUGACCUCUCCAUCCAUGUGCAGGGUCAGGUGUUUAAAGCCCACAGAUGUGUACUGGCUGCAUCAUCACCUUACUUCCAUGAUCAGGUGCUGCUGAAGAACAUGUCCACUGUCUCCAUCCCAGCCGCGAUGGACCCGCUAGCGUUCGAAAGCGUCCUAAGUUGUGCUUACACUGGACAGCUGCGUAUGCUUCGUGAUGACAUCGUGAACUACCUCACCGUCGGCAGCGUGCUUCAGAUGUGGCACAUCGUGGACAAAUGCACCGAACUUCUCAGAGAAGCGAGAGGAGGUUCAAGCGGUCCUCAGGGAACGGGAGAAAAAACCAACGCCGGGCUCAGCGGCUGUUCAAACAAGGUUUCCCAGGCAGAAAGAGAAGAUACGCUUUCUUCUCCUCAUCCUCCAAACCGACCAUCAUUCAGCGAGAGCCAGUCUCCCAGCAGCACCAAUUACUUCAGUCCUAGAGAGGCAAACUUCGGAGGGGGCACGGUGACCACCGGGGCAGUUGGAGAGAGCGUGGUCCACUCCACUCCCACCUACUGCACUCCCUCCGGUGGGGAGGAGGGUUUUCUGAUGGAAGAAGAGGAAGACGAUGAGCUUUUGUUUUCCAGGAAUAGAGAACGGGAAGGUGGGAAGCGCAAGAAUUCAACCUCCGUCUCGGAUCAAGAGGUCGGGGUGAGCGACAGUUUUGGAGUUUCCUCUUAUCAGGGUGGAGAUGCUACACCGCCACAGAGGCGCCCGUCGUAUAGUCAGCCGAGCAUCAUGCCAAGAAAACAGUGGGUGGUGGUGAAGACGGAGAACUCGAGAGAUGAUGACCUCAUUGUGGUGUCAGGAGAGGAAGGAGGUGAGGAUGAAGAGGAACGAGAGAUGGAGAUGGUCAGAGAGAGAGACAGGGCGUUUAAUAUAUCAAAUGUUAGGACGCUAUCGGGACUGAGGGAACAGGCUGAAAUGGAGGCACAGGGAGACUAUUGCCAGUCUUCAGAAGACUACCUCAAGUUUGACAGGGGUUUGUUGGACCAGACGUCCUCUCAUCAUCACCCUUCUGAGAAUCCCAGUCAAUGUACCAGCAGGGCCGUUUCUGCUCUGCUCAGUUCAGUCCAGUCCACUUCUGCCAGAGCUCAACUCUUUCCUCUGGAUAUGCAAGGAAACCAGAUUUUCCUGUACAAUCAGGCUGCCCUCGAAUCCACCUCUCCACUGGGUCACGCAGGAGGAAUACCUAUAAAAAGCAGUCUAGAACACGGAGCGGUCCCCUUACCCGGGCAAAGCACUUUGGGCAGCGGCAUCGAAGGACUGGACGGCGGAGGGGCCGGCGGUCCCGGCAAGGUCUUCAUGUGUCACUGCGGGAAAACGUUCACGCACAAAAGCAUGCGGGACCGGCACAUCAACAUGCACCUGGACCUGCGGCCCUUUCACUGCCCCGUCUGCUCCAAGAAGUUUAAGAUGAAGCAUCACCUCACGGAACACAUGAAGACCCACACGGGUCUGAAACCGUACGACUGUCACGCCUGCGGGAAGAAGUUCAUGUGGCGUGAUAGUUUUAUGAGGCACCGCUCGCACUGUGAGAGGCGCAGCUUGGGCGGCAACAGUGCUGACGGCUCGAUCAUCUCUCCGCCACAUCAUCUGAAGCUCCAGACCUCAGUCGGUGAGUCCAGUCAGAGCAGAAGCGUGGUCUCGGGUCAACAUACGAUUAGCAGCAGUGGGGUCUCGUGUCUCGGCAUGGCGGCGGCCGGGUCUUUCCUAGGAAUCGGUUCACAGAGUGGGGUGCACAGCCUUGGUUCUGUUGGUGGGGGGCGUGUGGAUGAAAUGUGUGAGGGGGAUGUCGAUGAAAGCAGUGUCACAUAAGCUAAGCCACGUUUCAUUCCAAGAUCACUGUUCCUCAAAACAAAAAGUGUUUUGUGAUCGGCUUUAAAGGGACCACGUGCACAAUUAUCUGAUUCUUUACCUCUUUGCGUGAAUGUGCCAUACAGUGUGUUUGGAAGUAAACCGAUUGCCAAGUGCCCAUUACUAGCUCACCUGUGUAUCAACGUCUUAAAGAGGAUCCAGAUCAGGCUGCUAUACUGACUGCCAGGACCAGGAAUACAAAAGGUCACCCCGUUGCAUACAAACAAUCUGCCUCACUAGCACAGAACAUGUGUUCACCGUUGCUCUGAAGUGCCAUUCUGUUCUGUACGAUUAUGUUGUGAAGUCAGUGUUCAUUACUGUAACUCAUUUGGUCUUGAUGUGGACUUUAAUGUACUUUUUAACAUGACUGUAUAUGGUAUAUUUCCAUUGAUUUGAUAGAUAGACGACACAAAUCCAGAUCACUUUGUUGUUUUCACUGCUUGUAAGGGAUAGUUCACACAAAAAUUAUGUAAUUAUUUAUUCACCCUGAUGUCAUUCCGAACCUGUGUGAUUCACUUUCUUCUAGAGAACACAAAACAAAGAUACUUUGAAGAUGUUGGUGACCAAACAAUAUUUGCUCCAUUGACUUCCAUGGUAUAGACACAAAACCACAGAGACAUUUCUCAAAAUAUCUUCUUUUGUAUUCCAGAGAUGAAAGAGUCAUACAGGUUUUAAAUGACAUGAAGCAUAAUAAAUGACAGAAUCUUUAUUUUUGGGCAAACUAUCUCAUUAAAGAACAGGAAAGUUUAGGAGUGAUAGUUGGAUGUAAAUGCUAGAUUAAAGAUUUUACAAUAUUAUACAUGUCCUUGAACCCAGGGUCAUAACUACCCUAAAUUACCAAUUUAAUUCCUUAAUUAUUAUUAUUUAUUAAUUCCUCCGAAAGCCAUGAAUAUGUGGUUUCAACCAUGCACAUUGCCUGAUGCUGUUAUCCAAAUCGAUCACUGUUCUUAUUUUAUCAUUUUGUGUAUACCCUAGGAUUCAAAACCACGCUUUAGUAGAGAAGCAUUUGUGACCCUUCCUGUCAAAACCAGUCAUUUUAGUGUUAUUUCGUCCUAUAUAUUCUAAAGUACAUUGUGUAAAAAUAUAAUCUUGAUAUCUAAUAUUGACUAAGAUAGAUAUUAAAAUCCUGUUGGAUCCGAUAGCCUUGUGGUUAGUGCUCCAACAUAUGGUGCUGCUGCGAGUUUGAGUCCCGGCUCGGGGUCCUGUCCCGAUCCCAGCACCUCACUCACCCACCCAUUUCGCAUUUUUCCUCUCUUUUUGAGUCAAACUUUGAUGCUUAUCUCAGAAUUACAGUUUUUAAACUUGAGCCUGGUUUUCACAGACACGGUCACAUUUGACGUAACUUCCAGUACCUCACAGUGUGCUUGGAGCCUUAGAAAAUAUAUCUUGGCAUAAUCAAACUUUAAACACCUGACUGUAGGAAGACACGUUUAGAUCCAAGCACCAAACUAUUCAGCUCCUGCUGGACUUUAGAUAGCCUACUGUACUAAUAGAGAUGCAAGAGUUUACCUUCCAUGAAGGCUGCCGAGACAUGAUUUGCAAUGUUUUUAAAAGCAAACGAAUGGACCUAAAACUAUGAAGUAUGUAAAUGCCAAAUGAGUGUGAACGUCUGGAACUGAGUGUACUAUGAGUUUCAUUUAGUCGAGAUAUAAGUGAUGUGGAUCUGUUCAGGACUCCUGAUUUAAAGGGAUAGUUCACCCCAAAAAAACUCAUUUAUUCCCCCUCAUAACUUCUGACCUGGCCUCGGUAUAUAAACCUUUCUUCUGUGAAACAAAAAAGAAGAUAUUUUGAGAAAUUUUGUGUCAGUAUGGAAGUCAAUUUAUGUUGUUUGGUUACCAACAUUUUCUACAUAUCAUCAAGUGUUCUGCAUUCAUGCAGGUUAGGAAUGAUAUUGUAGUUAAGUAUAUCAAUUCAUUUUUGGGUGAACUAUUUAUUGAACUGCUUUUGUGGUUGUCCUGAUAGGUGUCUGCAUCAAUGAACAGUUUUUUUGUCAUGGAUAAAUACGUUGCCCAGAACCAGAUACCUCAACUUUUAUGUAAAUAUUUACAAUAUACUGUAUACAAUGCGAUAAAUCUUUAUCUAAAGGUUGAGAAUCACAGAGACUUAUAUAGUUGUUGCUCAUCCACACAUUCCUGUUUCUUUCCUAUCAAACAUGUGUGCAGUUUAGUUUAGUAGGUAAAGAGAAUAAUGAAAUUGAUAGAUGAUUCAAAAUAAAACUGAGAAAUGAUCAUGAGUGGUACUGUAGGAAAAUAGAGUAAUGUGGUCAGACACAUCUGCAUUUUCUACUGAAAAAUAAAAGUGUUCCAUCUGCAGCCAUUGUUGUGAAUCUACUGUUGGUUAUUGAAUUACAGUUUUUGCUGUAUCAGAUAAAUCAGUUUUCUGAUGUAGACGGAAUACAUCAGUAUUUUCACAAGAUACUACAUUUAAAUGAAAUAAAGUAACUUAAGAUAUG